This is a messenger RNA of [Torrubiella] hemipterigena, 1579 nucleotides long. NCBI's taxonomy places the organism in Eukaryota, Fungi, Ascomycota, Sordariomycetes, Hypocreales, Clavicipitaceae. The record is from the annotation of a GenBank genome assembly.
CGCGUGGCACCCACCCAUUUUUGACGUGGCACGUAUUCUUUGCCCCUGGAGCUCAGGUACAGCCCGCCUCGUCUCCUCACCACGCAACUAGCUUUUCAACCGCAGACGUAUCAUUUCAUCUGCAGUGAACCGCAUCAUCAUGAUUUACACGAGACAAUUCCUGGUGUUGGCAGCAUGCCUGUGCCUUCUCAUCGCCUGCGUUGCAGCCGCGCCACAGACCGUUAGCACGCCUGACUUGCUUGAGCGCAUGAGCUUGGAGGAGAUUGAGGAGCAGCUCCAGACUUGCCCAAUCGUCCAGCAGCUCAGCGCUGCCAAAGCUGCCGAGCACGCCGCCGCCCCCUCAUCGCUGACGACGCGACUUUUCGAGAUUCUGUUCCCCGGUUCCCCCGCCGUCAACGCCCUCCUCGCGACUCUCUACAUCUCUGGUCCUCCCAAUUUCCUGCUCGCCCUGUGCCCUACCGACAUUGACCCGUCAUCGCUGUCCAUCAUGGUAGCCUUUGCCGUCGGUGGACUUCUCGGCGACACACUCUUCCACCUUCUUCCCGAGAUCUUCUUGGGCGAGGACGAGGCUACUGGCGCGCGUUUCGUGCUUGUAGAGCCUAACAGGAACUUGGUGCUUGGUCUGGCUAUCCUCGUUGGCUUCAUGGUCUUUGUCGCCAUGGACAAGGGUCUGAGAAUUGCUACUGGUGCUUCCGGCCACGACCACGGACACUCACACUCCCACUCGCAUGGCGAUGCCCAGGUGGCUGUUGCUUCUGGAGCUGAUGUCAAGGGCGGAGAGGCGCGAUCACGCAAGAAGAAGGAUGAUACGGUUGCUGCUGCUGUCGAAAAGAAGGAGAUUAACCCCAGCGUUAAGCUCGGAGGCUAUCUCAACCUCAUCGCCGAUUUUACACAUAACAUUACCGACGGUCUGGCCAUGUCUGCCAGUUUCUACGCGUCGCCCACUAUUGGCGCCACUACUACUGUUGCUGUGUUCUUCCACGAGAUUCCCCACGAGGUCGGUGACUUUGCGCUGCUUGUCCAGUCUGGCUUCUCGAAGCGCGCUGCUAUGGGCUCGCAGUUCAUCACUGCUAUUGGUGCUCUCCUGGGCACGUUGAUUGGUAUUGCCGUUCAAGAGUUUGGUGGCAACAGUGGUGAUGAUGGCGUGUCCAUGGCACGCAAUGCCGGUAUUUGGGGAACUUCCCUGACUGCAGGCGAUCUACUUCUGCCUUUCACAGCCGGUACGUUCCUCUAUGUGGGUACCGUUGCUGUUAUUCCUGAGCUGUUAGAGACUUCGUCUGGAAACAAGAUGGUCGAGCUCCGCAAGACCGUCGUGCAGUUUGCUGCUGUUGCGCUUGGCGCGGGUAUUAUGUUGUACAUUUCAUGGCAUUAAAUGUUGCAUUGGGUUUGUAGAUCAAAAUAGGCGUUUGAUGAAAAGGGUUCAGAUCCGCGCGUUUUGUAUGGGUGGUUGUACAUGGAUUCGAGUAGAACAGUUGCAAAUGCUACGCCAACCAACUCUUAUUCUUUGCUCACCGCCAAGAUUCCAUAUGCCGAUCCUAGUAUUAAGCCAGGACUACUGUAGCUACACAUCUGUCCCGUG